CGAGAGAGGAGCGUGUCAACUGUGUUUUCUGAAUUAUUGCGGGACUGCAGAGUGUAUGUCUAAAAUUGAAACACGAAUUAUUUUUUUUACGAUAACAUUUCAAUACUGAGAUAAAUGCAUGGUGCGGACCUAGUUCGACCUACCCCCUAGGAGGUGCUGAUCUGUCUAACAACAUCAGCUGGACAUCCUUUCAUCCACGUUGUCUGGAGAGAUUCCUUAUCAAGUGAGUUGUUCAUGUCAUCUCCACCGAGCAUUCUUUCAGAUUAUCAUUUAAUGAAGCAUCAUAUCUAAUCGUUUAAACAUUUAUUUUUUUUUAUAAUUUUUUUUUUUGGUUUGUUGAGAAGACCUAAAUGAUAGUGCCAAUUUAGAGUUAACUGAUGCAGGUGUGUGCAGGUAUGUGCAGUUACGUGCAAGUGUUUGCAGGUGUAUUCAGGUGUGGAGGUGUGUGUAUGUGUGCGCAGGUGUUUUCAGGUGUAUUCAGGUGUAUGGAUGUGUGCAGGUGUGUGUCGGUGUGGGCAGGUGUGUGUAGGUAUGUGUAGCUCUGUGCAUGUGUGUGGAGGUGUGUGUAGAUGGGUUUAGAUGUGUGCAGAUGUGUGCAGGUGUGUGCAGGUGUAUGUAGAUGGGUAUAGGUGUGUGUAGGUGCAUCUAGCUGUGUGCAUGUGUGUAGUUGUGUGUAUACGUUUGUGUGCAGGUGUGUGUGUGUGUAGGUGCUGCCUGUAAUAGAAGAGAUGUAUUUAGGGUUAUACGAUCAUGGCAAAAACUCAGUUGUUGUUUUUUCGCCCUUCACAUGCAAAGAUGAACAAGGCUUUUGACUUGAGUAGUGGCUUUGACUUGAGCUGUAUUUUGUUUAAAGUGAGGGAGAAUUGCUCAAUUCGUCAGCCUCACUCUCUCGUCCUUGCUUAUUUUCGAUCCAAUGGCAAGACUUAGUCAAGGCGACUGUAAUUUGACCAAGAUGCAGUGGAUGACCAGCAUUGCUGUCAAUGCGCUCUACGUUGCAGGAUUUGUCUUCAUUUCCUCUGUUUCAAUGUCAUUACUCCUACGGGACUCCAUCUCCGGGUUAGAAUUCAGGGUUCCCUUUCUCUUAGAUAUUUUGCCAUCCAAGGUUAACGAGUCCCAUCCAUCCAGGGUGCUGGUGAUGUUUUUGCUUGUAUAUGCGUUCUUUUGCGUAUUGAUCUCCAGUCUACUUAGCAUGACUUCACUCGUCUGUACUCCAAGUGACCAACAAAAAAUGUAUGGUGAGGAUUCUCAAACGUUUGUAGUUUUAUAAAAAAACAGUUUAAUCUCCAGGAGUAUAAUUUGUAAUUCAUGGUUGAUUAGCCAUGUAUCACUUUGCCGUAACUCGGGUUUCCGACGACCAAGUACUCGACCGGUGGUUCAUGCACCACAGUUAGAGAGUCGCUGCUGAAAGCGUAGAAAUGGGAUGCGAAGGGGGCAGUCCUCUGAGUAGUAGUUUUUUUUGUUUGUGUGUGUGUGCGUGUGUGUGUGUGGUUUUUUAACAUUAUAUUGAGAGUUGGCCUUUCUUGGCGAAAGGCAGAGUUUUUCGUGAAAGGGGCCGGCAAAAAGCAUGGCCCGUCCAAGAAGGCAUUAUUAUUAACCGUAGCUACGAUUCUAAAAUAAAACAGUAGUACUAUUUUUCUUUAUAGUUAUUGUAAUCAUGUAUGUAUUUAUACAUUCUUCAUUGUUCGAAUCUUGUACAAGUUGGUGUAAACCCAUUUGUGUGAAUUGUCAUUUAUAGCGUCAAACAACUUUCGACUUUUAACAUAAAGAGACUUAUAUCGACGGACUGUGAUCAAGUAUCGAUCUGAAACCUCUGAUCGGAAACUAUGGCCACCUGCAAAGGACUUUUGGUUGUGCUCGCUGCUGUGACACUUUCAUGUGAGUACACAUUCUGUUUGUGAUCACUAUCACGUGAGCACACAUUCUGUUUGUGAUCACUAUCACGUGAGCACACAUUCUGUUUGUGAUCACUAUCACGUGAGCACACAUUCUGUUUGUGAUCACUAUCACGUGAGUACACAUUCUGUGGGUGUUAUUCUGCUACCAAUGCAAUGGUUUAUUCGGGACAAUAAUGUUUAUAGACGACCGUCUACUUAAAACUAUCUUCACGCUACUCCUAACGAUCACGGAUGCUCUUCAAUACGUUUGUCAUGUAGCAUGGGGGAAUGCGGGCUUAUUAUCAUUCGCUAUUUUUAUGUUUGUUUUGCUAUUUUAUUUUGUCGCCAUAUACAGUAGUUCGAACAAUCCGUUCUUUUUUUAAAAUAUAUUUUGAUGACAUUUGCAGCAGGUAUUCCGGGACAAAACCCACGUAUUACCCAUCAUUUUUAAACAAGUUUCUCCCCUUCUCGUUCCAGGUUUGAUGUCUCAAGAAACUAUUUGCUAUGCUCAAGGUCGGGAACUAUAUUCACAUGUUUUUAAAUUUAUUCUGUAUUAAUUUAUUAAAUAUUGUGCAUGUAUGCAUAAAUUGGCAUUCAUUUAUUUAUUUUCACAUUCAUUUUGUGAGGGUUAAUUUAGAAGAAAAAAAACAUCAGAUGGUUGAUUUGAAUUCGGUAUUUCAUCUCAGAUGGUAUUCACUAUAAUUUUGGCUGUCACUGUAAUCUUGGCAUUAAACAUAAUCAUAAUAUUUAAUGUUUUUAUAUUUUUAAAUUAAAAUGAUCUUGGUCUUAAGUAUGUCACUUGAUGUGUAAUCUGAUCGUGUUAAUAAAAAUGAUCUUAUUUGAUCUUCUUCUCACAUAAUAUAUGAUGUAAAUUAUCUGGGUAUUAAAUAGGAAAUUCGUAUGAAAUUCUCAUGAAAUACGAUAUCGGUAUACAUAUCACAAAUACGCACUAGAAAUAUCUAACAAUACGCACUAGAAAUAUUACAAAUCUCAUCGAAUAAAAGUAAAAAUGUAUAUAUUUUUUUUGCUUUUACAUUCAGGUGUGGUUUCAAUUGUAUAAACUGAAUUUCUCAUUUGAAUAUCCAUUUGCCACAGACGUGAACAUCACGACUGUGGAGCUGCCUCCGGGUUGUUGGUGCAGCUGUCCCGCAGCCAACUUUACUCUGACAAAUCAGGAAUUUGAGAUUAAGAGGAGAGAAAUUCUGUUACUGGUCACUGAGAACCUGCUUGUGGAUAAAGAGGUCUGCAUUGUCAUUUUAUAAACUUCAACCAGAGGCGUAUGUAUAUAACGACUUUAGAAAUAUUGGAACACUUAUUAUGAAGCAAUAAUGAUUUUGGCAUUUUAAAUGAUGAGUAGAAAUGUAAGUGGCGUCAGUGAAAGGGCGAACACCUAAAAAAAAAAAGGGCGAAUAUAUCUGAUUUUUUUUUUCUCAUCAAAGUGAAAAAUUGAAAUAAAUUUCUCUUGAUUCUGUUUCAGAUCCUCCUUUUUCAGUCCAUGUUCCUGAAAUAAGACAGAGAUCAUGGCCAAAUUUACGACAAUGGUCAUGGCCAUCAGAUAUUUUUAAUGUUACAGAGCAGCCUACAUGGGCCCGCAGCAAAGUACCAUUAUAAAAUCGUAUUUUUCUCCGCGUCUUUGAGCAGCUCAUUCAGUUUGCGCAUCUUUGCGCAAAUGUUCCUCAGAAUCUUAGACACUAUUUGGACGCUCAGAUCGGUCUCCGUUUUUUUUGUUUAGUGUUGAAGCUUUUGGCUAUUCCGACUUAAAUGUUGUUUUAACGCAACUCUGACAUUUAAAACUCUGUCUUACAUGUUCCAGCGCUUAAAUGAAUACGUAAAGUGUUCACACAUUUCCAAAAUCGAAUUCGUUCAAAGAAACGUUUCACCAUUGGUAAUCUGAUUCUUGGCAUUGUCUAUCACACGUUUGCUUUACUUUAAAUACUACAGGGAAGCGAGGAAGACGAUGCCAAACCUUUCACAGUUAUUGGAAGAAUCAUUCGGGUUUUUUUACGUCUCGUUUUCUAUCCACAGACUCUUUCCGCGUCCAAAAGGAAAAAGUUGUCGGUGUCGGACAACAGGAUUUCGGCCAAGACGGUGGGAUACACGGGGGUCGUGACCUUGACCUUGGUGUUCUGCACCCUCGUCUGGAUGGACGCGUCGUACAUAAGUAACUUCGCAGCCUCCCUGGGCAUCGGGAUCAAGUCCAAGACCACGUGAGGGGGGGGGUGGUCAUCCCUCCGCAGAAUGAUGCGAGCUGUUAAUCUUUAUAAAUAAC
This is a messenger RNA of Lymnaea stagnalis (great pond snail), 4143 nucleotides long. NCBI's taxonomy places the organism in Eukaryota, Metazoa, Mollusca, Gastropoda, Lymnaeidae. The record is from the annotation of a GenBank genome assembly.